Molecule: messenger RNA, 3929 nt
Organism: Paramormyrops kingsleyae
Lineage: Eukaryota; Metazoa; Chordata; Actinopteri; Osteoglossiformes; Mormyridae
Source: RefSeq, a predicted model, not a curated record
UUCUGCCAGAACUCAAUUCUCACCAGUUUGUCAUAUGCACUGACCGUGAGACUGCCAUUGAUAAUGCCAUCACUCGAACUCUUCCUAAGUUUUACAGGGUAAACUGCUGGAAUCACCUCCUCCGGAAUGUCAGGUACCAGAUACAGAAGCUGAGUGAGCAAAAAGAUGACGAAGAAGUGUAUGUUGAAAAUAUCAGACACAUUCUUCAGUCCCAGACUGAAAAGGAAUGGAAUUAUAACCUAAAAUGGUAUUCCAUGAUCUGGAGUUUGGCGUUUGAGGAAUACUUCAGAGUUAACCUCGAAGCGGAUGUAAAAAGGAGUGCAACAUUUGCCCUCAGAAAUCUAGGACUUAUGCUCUCUGAAAUAACAGAGAAUGCCUCAGAGAGCUUCAACAACACUCUAAAACAAAUGGUUGAAUGGAAGGAGGUUCGACUAGAAAAAAUGGUUUGGUCUUCAUUCCACCUUCAAACAUAUUAUGUAAAUGAAAUCAUGAGAGGCCAAUGCAACGUCGGCAGCUUCCACCUGAAAGACCCCUCCAUUGCAGUCACACCUGACCAACUUCACUUUCCAGACAAUGUUCUUUCACUGGAGCAAAUUGUGGGCCUAUAUAAGAAGAGUUCCACCCAAGAACAAAACAUUAAGGCUUUGGAGUCAGAAAUGUCAACAAGGCAGUCAAUGGCAGAGCUCAUAAUAAACCAAAAUAAAAUAACAUUAGAUCCAAAGUCUAAAUCAUUCAUAGUGACAGGUUGGAGAGGAGACAAAUACAUGACCUCGUUGGCACCAGUUGAACACUGUUCUUGUAAUAUGGCACAGGAAUGUUGUCAUAUUCUUGCCGCCCAAAUGGCACUUGGGUUUGAACAGAAGAAACCCCAAAAAACUUCCUUCCAGUUAAAAAAAUUGGUGAGGAAAGUUGGGAGGAGGAGGAGAUCUGGGUUGAAGGGGCCAACGUCAGAAGGUACAGUGUUGCCAGCACCAGAUUCCCAGGCUAGUCAGGCGAUUCCACGUGAGUCACAAUCAAGCACUGCCACACAGUAUGGUGGCAUACUGGAACCAGAUGUCCCAGGACACAUGAGUAAAGUUACAGAACUGUGGUCCAAGAAACCAAACAACACUGUGGUAGCCAGUCUUGACAACAGUGCCAUGUCCAUCAUCCGUCAUACAGAUUUUCUUUCGCUCAAGCCUAACAACUGGCUUGUUGGAGAGACCAUAGAUUUCUAUCUCCACCUAAUGAAGAAGGAGAUGGACCUGGAAAACAAUGUCCUUGUCAUGGAUCACUUCUUGACUGGGGCAAUUUUAGAGGGCAGACAAGAUAUUCAAAAAAAGCAUCUGCUGAAAAGGGUAUGUCUGGAAAAAUGUGGGGCUAUAAUCGGUGCAUGGAAUCUUCAUCACAAUCACUGGGUUCUUGUGUACCUAAAUGUCAACACACACACUGUGGUGCUUCUGGAUCCACAGAAGGACAAUGAGAUGGUGGAAUCAAAAGUAGCUGCUGAUUGCUUUAGCAACUUUUUUGCCCUACGUAAUGAGCGACUUAAAAAACAGGAGCUGUGUGGGAAAAAUUGGAAACCAGCCACAGUUGCACACACAUUACAAAAAGACAGCUGUAGUUGUGGGGUCUUUGUAAUGGAAAUGGGCAAGCAGCUUAUCAACAACUUUCCUCGGGUUCCCAGUUACAUCAUCAUUCCAGGUGACAUCAUUCAAUGCCGGGAGACUAUGGCGAUGGAAAUACUCAGUGGUUCAGUAUCUCUUGAGGAGGCUUGCCAAUGGUGUGGACGCUUUCCAGACACAGAUUGGGAUGGUGACUGGCCCAACAACAAGGUCAUCAAGUUCACAGAUGAUACAACGGUGAUCGGACUCAUCUCGGGCAAGGAGAGUGAGCUGGCAUACAGGGACGAGGUGGAGCAGCUGUCAGAGACAAGGUCGACAACCUGCUCCUCAACACCACAAAAACAAAGGAGCUGGUCAUUGAUUUCAGGAAAAAUAAAAUAGACAUCCAGCCACUCAUCAUCGCCAGGGCAUUUCUGGAGAGGGUAUGGAAUAUUAUGUAGCACUAUAUAACGUAGAAUAGUAUUAUGAUAUUAUUAAUAAGCAUGCCAAAUACCCAUGAUGUAAUCAUUACAAUGUAAUCAUUACAAUGUAAUCAUUACAAUGUAAUCAUUAUAAUGUAAUCAACACAAUGUAAUCAACUGAGUAUGUAUUUGCACCUCAUAUUAGCAACUAGAGUUUUUGUUAGCUACUUUAUCUUAGUCCAGAAUCUAUGAUUAUCCACCUUUAUUAGUGUUAUACCUUAUCACUAUGUCGAUGGACAAAUGUAUUAUCAACCCUCUAGCAGGGCCGUUUGAAGGAAUUUGGGGGCCCCAAGCAAAAUGGACAUGGAGGCCCCCCGCACGCACGCACGCACGCAAAGGAACCACAGCAUAGCCAUACAGUUUAAAUUCACUCACACUUUAUAUAAAUAAAAAAGGUUUACAGUGAAAAUACUGCUGUUGCAUAUACUGUGCAUAAAUAAAAAAAUGUUUAGAGUGCAAAUACUGCUGUUGCAUAUAAAGUGCAUAAAAUUUGAACAUUUUCAACAAUUGAACAUUUGCAAAAAACACCACUGUACCAUAAAAUCAAAUAUACAUUAAAAAAGUGCACAAUAACUAAAUCCAACAUACUUAAAAACACACACACACAUACAUACUCACAUUAACAUUUUUCAGUUCUCUCAAACAUGUGCAAAUUAUCUAAAACUGCUGUUUGCGAGCCUUGUUUUCUGCAAAGGCAAUCACAAUGUCCUCCAUGUCCAAAGACUGGCGAACAUCCCGCUCAAUUGACAUAAGUGCCAGUCCUGUGAGCCUUUCUUGGCCCAUGGUGGACCUCAUGUAAUUUUUUAUCAGCUUCAAAGCUGAAAAGCUCCUCUCACCAGAGGCCACUGACACAGGGAGAGUCAGGAGUAGACGCAAAGCGAUGCUUAAAUUACUGUACAAAUCCAGUAGCUUCUCACUGUAAAUGUAAUUAAGCAUGUCAAAUGGGGAAGUGGCUAUAAUAAUAACAAUCAUUAAUAGAAGGUAAAUUGACAGUUAAUUAAUCUUUAGUCUUUAGCUAUGCAUUUACUGAAUGAGCACUGUGCAGAUGUUCGUCCGACUGUACUGUAUUUUAUUUUAUUUUUCUAAACUGUUUUAAUUAUUCUUAUUUCUUUUUAUUAUUUUAAUUUCUUCUAUGUAAAGCACUUUGAAUUGCCAUUGUGUAUGAAAUGUGCUAUAUAAAUAAACUUUUUACUGUUAACAAACAAUGAAAUUAUAAUUAAAUGUUUACUAAUUAUUAGUAGUGCUGUGAGUCGACUACCAAUGCUUAAAAACAUCCCAAGCUAAUGUUUGAUGCACAGAAUUUAUUGUGUGGUUUUCCUAAAUAGAUUAUCACAGUGGAAUAGUUAGUAUAGCAUGCUAUGCCACUUUCAUCAAAACCUAUUACAAAGCUAUAGCAAUGUCAUGUCAUUAAAUAUGAUAAACAGCGAUUCUGGAACAGAUCUGCGUCUUCCUUACCCCGUUAAAAAACAUAUUACAGUAUGUAACCAUAUUCCGUCCGUUCAAAAAAAAAGUUGCUCUAACUGUUCGUUACAAGCAGCAUUUGCUGUCAGGCAGGUAGCUUAGCUAACAUACAUAAACAUAUUUCUGCUAGCCUACCUGCUGCAAAAUUGCACCAUUUGUACAAGACAAGUAGACGGCUGAGGGACCAAACAGUACAAGAAAUGAUGGAGAAACUUAUCACCCAGGGGUGUGGAUUAAGGGAGAAAACAAUGAUUGUGAAUGGUUGAAGAGAUGAUGAUGUUCAAGUGACGAGAUAUUGUUACAUGAUAAGAACUGGUAUAAAAAUUGGUGUAAAACAAUAUUGGACACACUUCUAUGUGUCCAGCCUUGGUUGUAACUUCAUUAUUGCAAUAAAGACUGCAUU